AGAAAAAAAAAAUAUUUAUAUAUUCACUGAAUAUGAAGUCAUUGUAAUAAGACUCCAAUUUUAUUUUCGUCAUCCUGUUGUUGUCUUAGGAGAUAAAAGGGAAGAAACGAAAACAAAAAGGAAAUUAAAAAUCAGGCUAAAGCCUAUAGAAAAGAUGAUCAGAAAAUUUAUGGGUGGCGGGAUAUUAGAGAAAUCAGGUCAUUGUAUCCGGCCAUCUUCAUCUUCGUCGUCAUCAUCGGCAAAUCAGAAAACAACACAGAGGUGUUUACGAUUUCCGACAAGAUGCUUACCAUUUUCCGAUGAGUUUUCAUUACUUGGUCUUACACCAUAUGCAUCUAAAGCUGACGUCAAACAUGCUUAUAAACGAUUAGCUCUCAAGUAUCAUCCGGAUGUGAUUAAAGCUGGAGAGAACAAUGAAAAACAAGAAACUUUUAAAGAAAUCAAAUCUGCAUACGAGGUGAAGGAACCAAUCCUCAAAAUGAAGAACCCGAAGCUCAAAACAACCAGACCCUUAUGGAUAGAUUUGAGGUGGAAGAGGAGUCCGAGACGACGGAGGAUUAUGACGAGUUUGAUGAAUGGGAUGAAUGGAUGGGAUUUGAGGGAGGGAUUCCAGUAAUUUAUAAUCCGUCAUGAAUCGUUAUUUUAAUUUUAAUUUGUUUUAAUUUAGACUCAAUUAAUUAAUGCUAAUUCAAUUAGCAAACAUUUGAAGUUCCUGUAGAUUAAGCUCAAUUGUGUAAAGUAAAAGGUAAAAGGGAAUGAGUGAAAUUUGGGCACCAUGAUCU
Papaver somniferum (opium poppy) is the source of this 782-nucleotide messenger RNA. Its product is annotated as chaperone protein dnaJ 8, chloroplastic-like. The record is from RefSeq and is a predicted model, not a curated record. The transcript has 4 exons. Lineage: Eukaryota; Viridiplantae; Streptophyta; Magnoliopsida; Ranunculales; Papaveraceae. Bases 155 to 616 code for a protein of 153 amino acids.